This is a messenger RNA of Aethina tumida (small hive beetle), 12724 nucleotides long. It is a transcript of the gene Vps13D, whose product is annotated as intermembrane lipid transfer protein Vps13D. Bases 1 to 12375 code for a protein of 4124 amino acids. Gene Ontology annotation, molecular function: protein binding. Gene Ontology annotation, biological process: mitochondrion organization; protein retention in Golgi apparatus; protein targeting to vacuole. NCBI's taxonomy places the organism in Eukaryota, Metazoa, Arthropoda, Insecta, Coleoptera, Nitidulidae. The record is from RefSeq and is a predicted model, not a curated record. Gene Ontology annotation, cellular component: extrinsic component of membrane. The transcript has 42 exons.
AUGUUAACAGGACUUGUUGCUUGGGUCCUAAACAAUUAUUUAGGAAAAUAUGUGGAUAGCUUAAACACUGACCAACUCAGCAUUGCCCUUCUCUCAGGCAAAGUUGAGUUGGAAAAUCUACCACUACGAAAAGAUGCCCUUUAUAACUUAGGACUGCCCAUUGAGAUCAAAAAUGGUUUCAUUGGCAAAAUCAAACUACAAAUCCCUCUUAGGCAAAUCAGAUCUGCUCCAUGGGUGAUUGCAAUAGAGAAACUGUACUUGGUGGCCAGUCCACUCUCAGUUAAUGAAUGGGAUGCUGAAAAGGAACAAAAUGCUCUUCAGAAAAUCAAAUUAGCUGCAUUGGAUAAUAUAGAAUCUAGAUGGAGAUUGGAAACUGAGUCUAAAGAGAGCAAUACAACAUACUAUGCAUCUAGUUAUUCUUCUUGGUUGGGUGUUGUGACUGGGUUUAUGACUGAUAUUGUUGAGAAUUUGCAGCUACAAAUAAAAGAUGUACAUAUUCGCUAUGAAGACUCGUACACCAUACCGGACAAAACCUUUGCCUUCGGCUUCACGAUCGAGUCUCUUACAGCGCAAAGCUGCGACUCGAAUUGGUCGCCUACAUUCUCCCACUGGACGAAAACGGGUGACUCUUUCAAGCUCGUAGAGUUACAAAACUUUGCCAUUUACUGGGAAGAUUUGAAUAAAGAAGGCAUGUUCUAUGACAACAACAGAGAAGAUCUAGAGAAUGACAUGUCCCAGAAUCACACCUCCAAAACAGUCAAGAAUUAUCUGAUUCCCCCGGUUAGUGCGCAGGCGCACAUGAAACGAAAUCGUAGUGAAAAACCUCUUAGAUCUCAGGACACACCUCGAAUCGUCUGCGAUCUAAUACUCAAAGAAGUGCCGAUCAUCCUACUCGAGUGGCAAUACAAUCAAAUAGUGGGGUGCUUCCGCGGCCUGGACGUGGUGUCGCGUCUGCGCAGCUACAGAAGAUACAAACCUAGCACGUCCGUACGCGACGACCCGAGAGCCUGGUGGUUCUACGCCGUCAGUGUUUUCUAUCCGGGCGGCCAGCCCGAGAUAUGCAGGCCGAAGCCCACGUGGGACACGGCCCAACGAAUGGCCAGAGAAAACGUGCAAUACGUCCAAAUCUAUAAGAAAACCCUAAUCGCUCCAAAUCUCGCACUCAGCACAGAGGAGAAAAACCUCAAGGACGCCGUCGAAUGGGACCGGGAACUAGAUCAACUUAAAGUUUUAAGACAAAUCGCGAUGAAAGCUGUUCAGUUGCCGGAUCGUAACGGAAACACCAGCAAAAGUACCGGCAGGAGCAUGUUAGAGAGUUGGUUUCCGCAGUGGAUGGGGUGGUACUCGAAUACCUCGGCCGAAGCUCAAGAUGUUGCGCAGACUGAAAACGCGAUAGAAGAAGAACUGUUUCAAGCACUUUCCGACUCUGCAGAAAAUAACACUAUACUUAAACGGGACUCCGUCUUUGGCAAAUUUAACUUUUCUCUCACUAAAGGUUGUUUAGUUUUGUGUUCUUUCAUUGAAGAAACCAAAGAAAGUGUAUCAAUGUUGGAGUUGGAGUUUAAGAAUUUGUCGCUGACGAUUUUGAGUAAACCAAGAAGUCAGUCGCAUUUGGUUGAAUUGUCUUUGGGUACCUUGAAUCUCAAGGAUAAAACUACGCCCAACUCUUUGUUCCCCAUUUUGGUCGGCCCACCAGGUUUUGAACGAUCCCAUGGGGCAAGACCACGAGGUUUACAAAGUCCCAGGGUCAAUCUAAGCGAAAGCAGACUGGAAGAUAACACCGACUUGUUUUUCUUGUCUUACGAAAAGCGUGCUUUAAGCACAGGAAGCGACUACAAGUUGUGCAUAAAGUCAAAAAGUUUGGACGUGGUGUACCAACCGAACGCGGUUCGAUGGCUGACUGAAUUCAUAUGUGCGCCACAUCAGCGGGAUCUUGCCCAAUCGAGGAUCGAAGCGAUGAAAACCAGGACCAAGAAGGAACUGUUCAAAAACUGGGAACACAUGCUGGACGGCAGGGACGCGGCACGUACAUCCUGGGACUUGGAGUUCGACAUAUCCGCUCCCCAAAUAAUUUUCGUCGAACAAUUUAGCAAUGAGAACUCGUCGAUGGCUGUGAUUGACUUUGGACGGCUUCAGUUGCGCAAUAAUCCGCAGAGUUUGGACCAAAAAGCUCAAGCUGCAAUUUCUAAGGACAGCGAAGAAGAUGAAACAUUUUUGACUCCAUGUUCGACGCCGCCUCAAAGCGAAGCAAGUGAAUCCGACGAUAUUCCGGUUAAUUUUAACCCACCGUUCGACGAUAAUCCAGACCUAAAUGAGGCUAAUUUACAUAAAAAAUUGUAUGACAGUUAUUAUCUGGAUCUCACAGAUCUUCAAAUUCUUAUUGGGAAAGUAAAAGACAAUUGGAGAUAUGCUCACAACAAAGGCACAUCCAAACUGCAUAUUUUGGAUAGGUUCAAUAUUUCUUUACAAAUCGAGAGAAGGGUAGUUCAUACAUCAGAUCCUCAGUAUCCGAGUCUAACACUCAACGCUAAUCUGCCAAAACUUGUGGCUCACAUCAACGAGAACAAGAUCAACUCAGCUAGGAUGCUGUGGCAGAUAAUUUCGGUUACAGGUUUGCCAUCUCCAUUUAAAACACCACCGUCCGUUGCGGAACCGAUCAGCGAGUCCGACCACGACGAAGAGGACUCAGUUAGCAUGGACACGACAAGUUUGGAGAUGUCAAGACUCUUGAUGGUGCAAUUCACCGUUGAUCAUUUGUCGUUAGAGGUACAGAGUCGGGAGAGAAGUGUGGCCGAACUUCAAGUAGCCGGAGUUAAAAUUGCCUUCACCAAGAGAAUGAUUGAUGUGAACGUCACACUCACAGUGCACAGCUUGUUACUGGUUGAUGCACUUCAGACAUUUGGUCAAGAUUUCGAAUUAUUGGUGGCUAGUCACAAACACGUCGGAAUGGAUUCAAUGUCGGGCAGUUUGCGGGACAGUGAACCAACUUCACCAACAUCACCGGCCAGUCCAGAUCCGAACGUGCAACGUUCUUCUACAUCACCGGUAGCUUUAAAACAAGCGUUAAGCUCGUUGGCUACGACACCGCCUCAAAGAUGGGCCAUGCGAGUUCCCGCCUUAGAUGCUGAGGCACUCAUCACAAUUGAUGUUGUAUUGGUUACUGGACAGGAGCCAAUGCAAAUCGCCAACGUGCAAUUUAACAAUCUGGAUAUAAUUGCAAAUCAAGAAACAAUAGUUGAAUUGGUAGGAUUCAUUAGAAGGGUGUUUCCAAACUCACCAAGGACGUCUGGCAUAAAUCUGUCAUCUGUGGUACCCUCCAGCGUAAACGACUCCAGAGAAACACUUUCAGAGGACGAUUCAAUUAAGUCUUCUAAAUGGGGUUGCACUAAACUCACCUUUGAUUUUCAUCGUCUCAAUGUCUUGCUUUUAAGAGGUAUUUUCAAAGACGGGCAGUUGUUUGGGAAGAAAAUCUGUACGGCCACUAUGAGCGAAGCCAAAAUUCAAGCAAAUGUCGCCAACAAUCUGGAAAUUGAGGGUAGUUUGGGUGGUCUUCAAGUGGUGGACUUGACACCUGAAGGCCACAUGCACCAACGCAUCGUGAGCGUUGGUAGAGAUCCUCUACUGGAAACGCCACAUCCAAUAUACUUCAUUUCACAACCACAAGAUGAAAGAACUGCUUUUAGUUUUAAAGUAGUUAGAAGUCUCGAACGACUGGAUGACAAAGACACUGCUGACAUCACAAUUAGAAUGGCAUCACUUUGGUACACACAUUCACCGCAAUUUGUGGUGGAAUUACAAUCUUGCGCCACGGAAUUUAAACAAUAUCUUUCCAAUUUGGCUCGUUCUAUUAAAACUGCUGCUACCGACAUGGCUUUGGGUCUGGUUAAUGCGAGAGCUGAGGCUUUGUUGUCGCAGUCGUUGUAUAUGAACGCGAAGUUAUCGUCAUCGAUGUACAGUAGUGCAUUAUCUUUUUACGACGCUCCUUCUCCAAGACGACGGCGCAGAAGCAGUUCGAUGGAAGCAUCCGGAUAUUGUUCGGCCAGAGACACAGUGCCUCAAACUCCUUACAGUCCAGCAGAUGACGAUGAUUUUGUCAUAGACAUCAAUUUGGACGUUGUAUUAGACAGUCCAGUAUUAGUUCUCCCAAGGGCGUCGAAGAGUACUCAAGUAUUUGUAGCACAUUUGGGUAAAAUUAGGAUAAACAAUAGGAAUUUGACCGAUAAUCACAGCAACGGUUAUCAUUUGGAUUAUACGGUUUCAAGAACUGAACACUACGACAUUGAAGUCAAAGACAUGAACUUGUAUUCCCUUGAUACUGGACCCAGACGUGUGCCAGGACCAAUGAUUCCCAAACCAGAAAUUUUAUAUAACUGCGAAACUCACGCAAAACCAAUCCUACACGACACUAUAAUCCAAUUAAACAUUGAACGGGAAAUCAGCAAGACAAUGGAUACGCGAAACAGCAGCGAGUCCAACUUACUCCUGGAGGAAGAGGAAAACAUAAUCAACGUCCAAAAUAGCUCACAAUCUGUGCAGGUCACAGGGACAAUAGUUACUGCUCUGAAAGUGUCUCUCACGCGGUCACAGUACGAACAAGUUUUGGACACUGUUCAGUGGUUGACGUCUUCACCCGCUUUGACUGAAGCCCAGGGAAUCAGCAGAGUUCAUUCUAGACCUCCUCCAAUUUUGACGGAUAUUAGCGAAGAAGAUACAGGUGUUACAACUUUGAAUAUGGAUCCGCAUGUUAGGGCGAAAAUGUUUCCAGGCGUUCAGAUAUUACCCAAAAACAAGCAGAGCUCACAGAGUUUUGUCGCCAUUAAAGUUGGCUUUGAAGUUCCCAUACUAACGAUUGAAUUAAUCGGCGAUUCGCCGACUGGAGAACAAGCUCUGGUUGAUCUUUCGUUCAGAGAGUUCGUUUUUAACUAUGAAAAGUCGCACAAAUACGAAACUAAUAUGCAGGUGUCUCUGCGGUCUAUUUUUAUGGAAGACCUCCUCCAACCUGAAACAUCAAAACAACGCUCCAUGGUUAUCUCCUCCUCUGGGGAAGAACACCCAUUCGGUGCUUCAUGUGUGUCUCGUUCUUGUCCGGACGUAAGUUACCACCAUCAAAUGCCCAGUCCCAUUCACGGUUCCCUACCGGACCAUCUAGAGACCGCCAGAGUUUUCGGCGUCGAUCCCAUCCAUUCCAACGUCCUGGGCCAGUGUAUUAGCGGCACGACGAGCAAGUUUCCCUGUACUCCUCCACCGUCGCCACAAAGUCAAGCCCGGACUAGGCCGGAGAAGAAUUUGGUGCUGAUCAGCUCCUUGUUAGUCGAUCCUUCAGCGCCGAAUUUCAGCACGUAUUACAAUUCGAUGCAGCGUUCUACGUACGUCGACUUUAAUUGCCUGGAUCUGAUAAUUAGCGUCGAAUCUUGGGUGGUGGUGUUGGAUUUCUUCAGCGCCUCCCCGUCGAGCAACACUUCGGUCUCCACUCACAAUGUAAAUGCCCAAAUCGACGAAAGGAAAGGUUUAUUUAAACAAAACACUGAAACUCACAUUUCAGUCAGGUCUCUAUCGUUGACUAUCGUUAAACCUGAAUAUGACAUCGCCAAAGCUAACAUAUCAAAGGUCGACUUCGCGAUAAACACCAGUGGGUUAAAGAAAAAAGUGGAGGGUAAAUUAGGGUCUUUGUCGUUGUUGGAUCUAACUCUGCACGGACAAUUAUACAGAGAACGUUUCAUGACGUCAGGCAAACACGCCGUUCAAUUCCAAUACGAAAGACACACGCCAACUGUUGAAAAAGAUUACGACGCCAAAAUAACCAUCGAUAUGUCGUCAGUUAUGUACGUUCAUACUAAACGGUUUGUAGCAGAAAUUCAAGCCUUCUUCAAUCACUUCACGCAGCUCCAGUCAGUGAUGAAAAGUAUCAGGUUGGCCACCAGUGGACAACUGGUGAAGGAUGAGCCUACAAAACUUCUGAUUAACUUGCAGGCGCACUCACCGAUUAUUAUGUUGCCGGAGAGCUCAAAGUCGACGAACAUUCUCAUUGUGGAUUUGGGACAGCUAUUGGUGAGGAACUCUUUCAAGCAUUCCGGAGACGAAGGAACGAUUAGUAUGGAUUCGAAAAAGUCGCAAAGAAAAUGUCUUUUGGAAGUUAUGACCAUAGAACUUGAAAAUAUGGAUCUGUAUACCGGGGUCAAGAAUACAGAAUUGAAUCCCACCAAACCUCCAAAAGGUGCGGAAACGUUUAAAUUUGGUAGCAGUAGGAUAACCAAAAAGGGAACGUCGCUGUUGACAAAGAAAAUUCAGUUUAAGCUUCAAGUUGAAACCAACAUGAACAACAAUGUUUGUCACAAUGUUCCAGAUAAGAGUAUUUAUGGAGAACUAUCCACCUUAGAUGGUGUAUUGGAGUUGUCUCAGUACAGGUUGAUCCGCGGAUUGCUGGCGUACAACCUAGGAGAGGAAAGAGUUCCGGAAACAAUAACAGAACCGUCUAUUGACGCAGAGAUAAACAUCACGGACGUGUGGACCACGUUUUCCUUAAAAUUAGACCUACAAAACGUAACGUUGAGACUAUUAAAAGACCACAACGUAGUUCCUAUAACUUGCAUUAACUUCAUCAAGUCUCGCUUGUUGGUUGAAACCUUCAGCGAUGGCGGUCGUGACGUCGACUUGGUGUCGCAGGAAAUACUCAUCAGGGACACACGUUUCCACGGUACUGAAGCCACAUCACCCAACGUUUUCACUAACAUUUUACAGCCAAUAAAAAACUCCAAACAAAACGAGCUACAAGUGGAGAUUCACAGUAGAUCCCGCGGCCUUCGUACCAAAUCAACCAUUUUGCUCAACAACAUGAGACUGAUGGCCAUCUUUGAUUGGUGGGAGGCUGUGCGGGAAUACAUAUUCCAAAACAUCGAUAACGUGCCAAACAGUCCUGAGCAUCAGAAAGCCAUUGCUACAGCCAGAAAAGCCGAUCCGGAUAUUUACGAGGUUAAACUCAACAUCACCGAUUCUGAGAUUGUCAUCCUUGAGGACAAUUCAAGGUGGGACUCCAACGCUGUUAUUUUUAAGACAACUACGGUGUUAACGUACAAACCGGCUAACACGGAGAAGCCACUUUCAUGUGCUUUGAACAACUGUGAAAUGUUCUCAUGUAUCUUGGGGAUGGAAGAAGAAACUGCCCUAUCUAUUAUUGAUCCAGUUACUUUAAGUAUUGAUAUUAUAAACCGAGAGAAGUUGGAAAUUCAACUACCUUAUUUAAAAGUACGAUUGUCUUACCAUGACAUGUGCAUGUUUCUGAGAAUUUUAAAGUCAUUACCUAAUCAAAUAUUCGUAUCUGAGAAGAAGGAGGUGGAAAUAUCCACUAGUUUAAGGGGCCAAAUUUCAACAUUAACAGCCUUAGGCUUUAAGCCUGAAGACUGUAUUGAAGCCCUCGAAAAGUGCGACAAUAAAAUAGACGACGCAGCUAUUUGGCUAACUCACAACGCCUCUCCUACAUUUGAUAUCAAAACUAAACCAACUGGAAUCAGAGAUGUCGAAUUUCGAUCUACGUGCGUUUCCAUCUGUAUCAUCGACGAUUGCGGUGAUUCAGAUGUUCCUCUACUCGAAUUGAGCUUUUCAGACGUGGUUCUGACUCAGAUUUUGCCAUAUUUGAAUCUACCACACCCGAUUUACCCUCAGGGAUCUUUAAAUUGCACUCUAGUCAGCGACUAUUACAACAGAGUCUUGUCCGGUUGGGAACCUGUAAUUGAACCAUGGAAGUGUAGUGUGUCGUGGAAGAAAACUUUGUCCCUGGAUUUGACUUACAACAGAUUAAACGUAUCAGUUGAGUCCAGCGAAACUGAUAUACUGGACAUCAACAUCACAUCAACAUUAAUAGAGCUGUACAAACAAGUAAAAGAGAACUGGACUAAAGAUUAUUACAAAGUAAAGGAUACAAAAACUGUACAAAAGCCCGACAAUCCGCCAAAUCCAGCCUAUCGUUCUCGGUCACCGUUUAUUCCUUACGCCUUGAAAAACGAAACUGGAUCUUUAUUAGGAUUCACUACUAUUAUAACGGACAUUAAUCAAAGUGGAUCGUAUAAGCACAAUGCAAAUUGGAUUUCUGUAGAACCAGGACAGACGGUGCCUUUCUCGUUCACCGGAAGAGAUAAAAUACGUCACCAGGAUUCACACAAGCUGAAAAUGCACCAGCUAGGCGUAAAAGUGGACGGAUGGCAGGCCGUCAAUCCCGUAACAAUCGACAAAGUCGGCACGUACUUCAGACAAGCCGAAGCCGAAAUCAAAUCCAGGACGCAACAGGAGUUGCCGCCGGCCCGAAUAGUCUUCGACGUGGAACUGGAAGGAUCGGCCCGCAAACUGGUGACUGUCAGGUCAGCGUUACAAAUCGUAAACAGGCUGCAACAAGACGUCGAGGUCAAACUGGAGUCGCGCCUACCGCACGACACGUUGACUUUGUGGGCACCCAGUAAGACGUUUAAAAUCGAGACUGAAUCCACCCUGGCGGUGCCCAUUGUACACGCUCACUCGGAGAUAAGCAUUAAACCGGUGGGCUUCCAGUACCAGUACAUAUAUUGCUCGCCCACUUUGUCCUGGUUGGACAUGCCAUCCAGUAGCGAUGUGUGGCACGAAGUCAGGACUUGUCACACCCACAAGGGGAAGAAUUAUAAGUUCUGUGCGAAGAUGUGUCGAGUUAAAUCGCUGUACGAGAGGUCUGGUGUGAUUGAACAACCGGCGCAUAGGAUUUUUCUGUUGCCUAUCGUUAAAUUGAUUAAUCUGUUGCCUAUUGACUUAAGCUAUAGCUUGUCGGGGGAUUCGGGGAGGAUUCUGCCUGGCUCCAACGCUGGAAUUACGAACGUAAACACAGAUAGUGAUAUAAAACUGGAGAUUUCCAUCGAAAACUUCUCAUCCAGUGGUACAAUAAUAGUGCCCUCCACAAAUUUCGCUGAAGUCAACAGCCGGAUUUGUCUCAAAGACGUACGUGGAAGAAAACUCUACCUUUCAGUACUAAUCACUCCAAACAGAGAGGCAAAACUUAAGAUUACAAUUUCGGCAUCGUAUUGGAUCAUAAACAGAACCGGUUUGCCACUGGUCUUCCGACAAUCCGGAUCGUCCAGCGAAAGUGCGGGUCAAUUCGAGGACCACGAAAGGGCCAGGAUGGCCUCACCCCUCCUGUUCAGUUUCUCGGACAACGAUGCCAGCCCUACUAUUAACACUCGAGUGGGAAAUCAAGUGAUUCAAUACGGGAUACCUCAAUGGUGCACCAAUUUCCACGUGCAAAAAGGUACGCAAGUGAAGAAGUUGCAUGUUACAAUGCAGGAUGGACGACCGGAUAAAGUUUUCGUUGUCGGUUUGGAAGUAAGACAGGGAAAGGGCAAGUACAGGUCAACUAACAUCAUAACAAUCUCGCCCAGGUUCCAGUUGCACAAUCGCAGUUCGUACGAAUUGAUUUUCGCCCAAAGUUGCGAUGUCAAGUCGGAUCCGAAUGCAAGAAAAUCGUCUCUGAAAGCGAUGCCCAACUCUAACAUGCCCUUCCAUUGGCCGAGGCUGGAGAAGGAGCAGCUAUUAUGUGUUGCCAUUCAGGACAUUCCUGACAGCUGUUGGUCUGGUGGACUGAAAAUCGACGACAACAAAUCACUUCACGUAAACGUCAGGGACUCGAAUGGACGCGUGUAUUUCCUGCGUUUGGAAGUGGUGCUGCAACGUGCGACCUUUUUCAUAAUAUUCAGUGACGCCGACACGAUGCCACCCCCAAUCCGCAUCGACAACUUCUCAGAAGUAUCAAUACAAUUUGGCCAAACAUCCUGCAAGGAUAUUUUGAGCACGGCAAGGGCCCAUUCCAGCGUUCCCUAUGCCUGGGACCAACCCACGCAACCCCACUGCCUUACUUUAAUCGCUCCUGGUGGUGUUUUACACACCUACGACAUGAACAAACUGGGCGAACAUCCCGGCUUAACUUACGAGAACUUCAUCUACAUUGCUUUCGUGGAAACGUUUAAAAAGUCUAAAGAUUUGUUGGACCCGCCCGACGUUGAAAGUCACGAACUGGUACUGGAUGUGGUGAAAAACAACCACGUGGUGCUGUCGCACAAGUACCAUGGACAACGAUCGCAGCUCUGGAAAAUGACGCCAGAAGGUUAUUUGGUACACGAGGGCAGCAUUCCACCUUCGCAUCCUCAUCAACCCCGCUCUGACAAUAUCCUGGUAUUAGACAUUGAGAACACUGCACCACAACCAAAUAAUUAUUCCAGACUAAUGUUGAGGAGAUUGGAUCCGCGUAGAGAGUCCACCCAAACUUGGAGAUUCACACCAGAGGGUCGAUUGCAGUGCAAACACUACAACGUUUGCGUUCAGGCGCAGGACGGUUUCUUUGGAUUGAGGGAAGGAAAUAAAGGUCUCGGUCACUGGACCCAAUGGAGCUCGGCCGUUUUGGGUCUCCCGCAACCCAUCUGCCACAAGAUGACGGACAAGGGCAUCCCCAUAGAGCAGGCGAUAGACAAACAAUAUCUGAGGCCUGGUUCAGGAGAUCUGCAAGUCAAAAUUGCCAUGGACGGUCCAACUAGAGUAUUGACCAUCAAGGAUCGAAAAGAAAAAGACAGUUACGCCGUCACGGACGAACGUGAGUGGGGAAUAAUCUCGCAAAAGCAACGUCCGAAUUUAUCGCUAGACGACGACGAGCAAAACAACAGUGGCGAGCUGCAGUUUAUGAUGAAUCUACAGGGCGGAUUAGGCAUUAGUGUGGUGUGCAGAAGAGGCCCAGAAGAACUUCUCUACGCGUUGUUCUCAGGUAUCGUCGGUGAGGCCACCCUCACUCCUUUAACCAGAAAGUUUUGUGUAACUGUUGGAGACAUUAGAAUUGACAACCAGAUGCUGGAGUCUUCGACGCCUGUUGUCCUUUACGUGACGCCGCCAGGAAGAAUUGUAGAUGAGGCCACACAAAUGUUGCCGGCUUUGUACUUUAGCUGCGAAAUUGAGCAACAACAAAACAAAAACGCGACCAUAUUCAAGCAUUUAAUAUUGAAACUCAAGAAAAUCUCGAUCAUCAUAGAAGAAAGAUUGUUGCUGAAGCUUUUCGCUUUUAUCGGCAUGCAUUCACAAGAAGACGAACCGGUGAACAAAGUUGAAAACGAUUAUGAAAUACAAAGAUUAAUUUCGGAAGUGUGUGCUACUCACGUCCAACGGUUUUACUUUGGUGUUAUUAUGUUGACACCUGAUCAAAUUAGACUGACCGUCAAAACGGCCACCAAACUUCCACAGCAUUUGCAGCGGAUAAAACGAAAACUGGGCUUGAGACUAAUUAAAUUCGAAGAUGCAGCCAUCGACCUCGAGGCCUUCGAUAGAAAACAUCCCUUUGAAACUAGUCAAUUCUUAAUUAAAACCAUCAUCAAACACUUUAAAGACGAAUUAAUGUGGCAGGCCGGCGCAAUUCUGGGAUCCAUUGAUUUCAUCGGCAAUCCAUUAGGAUUGAUGAACGACGUCUCUGAGGGCGUUUCCGGUUUAAUUUUUGAAGGAAACGUCGGCGCACUCGUCAAGAACGUCACACACGGUCUCUCCAACUCUGCUGCGAAAGUGACUGAAUCUUUAUCGGACGGCCUAGGCAGCGUGGCUAUGGACGACUCGCACGAAGAGAUCCGACAUAAAAUCCGGCAGGUAGAGACUGGCAACAGCAAAGACCACAUUUUAGCUGGCAUCAAGGGAUUGGGAUUCGGAAUAUUGGGCGGAGCCACCGGUAUAUUCAAACAGGUUUACGAGGGCGCCUCCAACGAUGGUUUGCCUGGAGUUUUCUCUGGGUUGGGUAAAGGUCUGGUUGGGGCUGUGACCAAGCCCGUUGUUGGUGUGUUAGACUUCGCUUCUGAAACGGCCAGAGCCGUCAGAGAAACCAGCAGAAGUAAAUCAAUACCUGAGAGGUUUAGACUUCCAAGGUGUGUGCAUGGACCUGGUGGAUUACUCCCAAAGUACAGUGCUACUCAGAGCUUGGGUCAACAAUAUUUAUACAUGGUUAAUGAUAAGAAUUAUGAAGAGCAAUUGGUAGCUUAUCAAAUAUUAGGCAGCGCUUCAGAGGAUCUACAAUGCAUUGUGUCAAAUAAGAACGUGAGAAUUGUAGCAAACACUCAACCUUUAGAUUUAACUUUGGUGAUUGACUGCCAUUUAAAUGAUUUAGAAGUGUGCAACGUAAUAACUGAAACAGAGGGUGGUGAGACUCGUUAUUACAUAGAAAUAGUGAUGCAUUUGAUUGGAACGAACGCAGCUUUAGUCAAUUUGGAUCCGGUGAGGAAACCGCGGGUCAGAUGCAGGAAUUUGGAGUUGGCUCAAUCGGUGGCGUCACAGAUCAAUUACGCCAAAAGAUUAUAUGUGGAUCAUCAGUACACGCUGACCUAUGACAAUAUGGAAGACUGAGAUGUAUGUGUUAUUUGGUUAGUUUGUUUUUUAUUAUUUCAGCCGAACAAAAUACGCAAAAGAAACUCAGGUCAUACAUAUUUAUUUAUGUUUUGAUUAGCGUCUAUAUUAAUUGACAGUUGUUAUUAUUUGUUUAUCUGAUGAAUUUAAGUGCCUUUGUACCUGCAUUUGCUUGUUUCCUUUUUAUUUGUGUAAAUAAUAUAAUGUAAAUAAUUGUAGUUAGCUCGUUUAUGUAAAUAAAUAACGGGAUGUUUUUUGUUGACGCGUAUAAUUGUUAUUUUGUCAUAAUAUAUAUAAUUUUUUACCAAAGAUGUAUGUAAUCGGAAAAUAAAGGAUAUAUAAUAUAUAA